GCCCCGUGGCGGGUGGCGGCCCCGGAGGCCCCAGGAAGCAGAAGGAGCUGCCGUCGGAGCCUCCGUUCACGGCGUACGUUGGAAACCUGCCGUUCAACACGGUGCAGGGCGACAUCGACGUCAUCUUCAAAGAUCUCAACAUCCGCAGUGUCCGACUGGUCAGAGACAAAGAGACAGACAAGUUCAAAGGUUUUUGUUAUGUUGAGUUUGAAGAUCAGGAAUCUCUAAAAGAAGCUUUGACGUAUGACGGCGCCCUGCUCUGUGAGCGGACGCUGAGGGUCGACAUCGCAGAGGGGCGGAGACAAGAGCGAGGGGGCGGCGGCUUCGGCUUCAAGAAAGAUGACGGCAGAGGACGAGGAGGUUCUCGAGGAGCUCCCAGAGGUGGAGGAGGAGGACGAGACGGCCGUGAGGAGUUCUACGACCAGCCAGGAGGAGGUUUUAGAGAUGACGACUACAUGUCGGGGCGGGGUCGAGGCGGAGGCGGUCGCCCCGGUGACAGAAGGGGGGCAGGAGGAGGGGCGGGUCGCUUCAGAGAUGGACCGCCCCCUCGUGGAGGAACGACAGACUUCAGGGAACCGUCUGAAGAGGAGCGUGCACAGAGGCCUCGGCUGCAGCUGAAGCCUCGCACCGUCUCUGAGCCGCUCAACCAGGUCGCCAACCCCAACUCGGCCAUCUUUGGCGGGGCGAAGCCGCGAGAGGAAGUGAUCUCCAAAGAAAAAGCUUAAGAGACUGAGGGCCGCCGGGCCCCGGGGGGCCGAGGGGGCGGGGAGCCGGGGGGGGGGAGGGAGGGAGGGAGGGAGGGAGGGGAGCCAACCAGAACUUUACCGGAUGUUCAAACGCCACAGCUAGCAUUCCUUCCUGACAGACAGACAGAUAGACAGACAGACAACGAGCGAGCGGACGCCCUCCUCUUCCUCCUCUAAUUCUUCUUCUUCUUCUUCUUGCUGUUUGAGUUCAGAAUAUUUAUUCUUAGUGGAAUAAAGCUGAAACACUCUGAUCAAUAAUAAACCUGUAACAUAAACGCAGCGAGCAGCUCAUCAAUGCAUGUUUGGGUUCCUCUGCCCCGCCCCCUCACUCACCUCCACCUCCGCUUACUGUGAUGUCACACCUGCUUCGUGCUGUAGCCCCGCCCCCUGCCGUCAGAGGUCACACCUGUAAAGUUCUUCGGUUCUUUUUGGUUUUUGUAGCUGCAGCCCCGCCCUCUCACCCUGAUUGGUCGAGUAGAAGCCAAAUGCUUUUGUUUUUUAUUUGCUGUCGCUCGUUGCCGUGGUGACUCAUCGAUCUGUUCUUGUUUGGUCCUGAAAUCUUCUCGGUGUUUCCGUUACCUGCUCGUCACACUGAGGGGGCGGGGCCUGCUGCCAGGUGAAGCCCCGCCCCCUCAGGUGUAACAGCAGCACCAUGGUCUGCUUCCUCCUCCCAUGAUGCACUGCUGCUGGUCGCCUCACCUGUUCAGGUGAAGCUGCGUUCGCUGUCAGCAGGAGAAGCUGCUGAUGAAAUGCUGCGUUCAGGCGCUGUGAAGAAAAAAGGGAAAACUGUUUACAGAAACUCUAUUGGAAAUCAACCUUGAAAAAUAAUCUUGAUGUUAAAACUUUUGUUUUCCCACAGACCUUGAAUGCAGCGCCGCUCAGAGGGCGGCGAGGGGGCGUGGCCUGCAGCUACAGCUCCUGAUUGGUCGGCUGACAGCUGGAGGUCAUGCAGCAUUUUUCUGUCCUGUCCAAUCAGAUAUAAAGAUGUGAUGUCAUCCACAGAGCUCUCCUCUGAUUGGUCCAUUGAUCCACACUGAAAACUUCCCCAUCGUCUUUUUCCUCGAUGUUUUCCAGAUCAUUUCCAAACGUUCUGAAAAUAAUUAGCUGCAGAUCACAGAAGGAAAACGGAAACUCUUCAUAGUUUAUGGAUAAACAGCAGAUUUUCAGUCAAUUCUGAGGAGUUUAUCCAACAGAAGGUGGCGCUAACGCACCUUUUUAGUGAUAAAUGAACAGCAGAAUUCUUGAAGGAAGAACAGAUGAAAAAUGAAAAAUCUACAGAAAGCAAAGUGAAGAUGGACGGCCUUCUUUUGAUUCAUUUUAUCGUCUAUUUAUUGAUCAUUUUCAUCUGUUUUUCUGUCCACAGUUUAAAAUCUGAGGAUUUAAUCAGAAACUUUGGAAACGGUUCAUGAAGGAGGAACGAAUUGGAGACGGAGGAAUUAAACCCUUUUUUUUGUUUGUUUCUGAUCUUUUAUCGUCCGUUUGUCUUUGAAAGCAGCGUUUAGAAGAGACGUUUGUUUCAGUGUGGAUCAGAUCUGAGGAGGUCAAACUGGAACAUCUGCUGGCUUUGGUGGCUCACCUGCUCAGGUGGGUCAGGGUCUGGUGGAUCAGGAUCAAGUGGAUCAGGGUCUGGUGGAUCAGGAUCAGGUGGAUCAGGAUCAGGGUCUGGUGGAUCAGGAUCAGUGUUUUGGUGGUUUUGCUCUGCGUCUCUUCCAGAAUGUAGUUUUGUUUGUUGGAAUAAAAUGGUCUCUUUUAAACUUUAUUUUUUCCUCCACUGUUUAUGGCAAUAAAACUGUGUCAUCUUCA
Messenger RNA from Amphiprion ocellaris (clown anemonefish), 2549 nucleotides. RefSeq names its product eukaryotic translation initiation factor 4h (gene eif4h). Gene Ontology annotation, molecular function: RNA binding. The transcript is spliced from 6 exons. NCBI's taxonomy places the organism in Eukaryota, Metazoa, Chordata, Actinopteri, Pomacentridae. The record is from RefSeq and is a predicted model, not a curated record. The annotation marks the transcript as partial.